UCCUUUCUUUAAUGUUGCCACUUUUCAGAUUUUAGUAAUUGAUUUUCAGAAAUGGCGGAGGGAAUGUUCAAGGUAUUGCUGUGGGUUUUUGUGGCAACGGUGUUUGCAGUGGCCGAAGGACAGCGCGUGCCUUGCUAUUUCGUUUUCGGAGACUCAGUUUUCGACAACGGUAACAACAAUGCCUUGAACACCUCCGCUAAAGUUAACUAUUCACCUUAUGGUAUGGAUUUUGUUAGAGGUCCCACGGGCCGGUUCAGCAAUGGCCGUAAUAUUCCCGACUUUAUCGCUGAACUAAUGAGAUUCAGUGAUUACAUUCCACCUUUCACCGGAGCAUCCCCGGAACAAGCUCACAUCGGCUUAAAUUACGCUUCUGGCGGCGCGGGAAUUCUCGAAGAUACUAGCUACCAUCUGGGUGGUAGAAUCAGUUUUAAAACGCAAAUAAAGAACCAUCGGACGGCGAUUAUGACUGCAAAUGUGCCCCCGGAGAAGCUGAAUCAAUGUCUAUACACUAUUAAUAUAGGAAGCAAUGAUUAUCUUAACAACUACUUCAUGCAAGGUGAUAAGUACAAUACACAACGCAAGUACACUUACGAUCAAUUUGCUGAUUCCCUGAUUCGACGUUAUCGCUCUUUUCUGAAGUUGUUGUAUGUCCAAGGAGCAAGGAGGGUGGCGUUGUUUGGGGUCAGUAAACUAGGGUGCACGCCGCGGAUGAUUGCCUCCCAUGGUGGGGGUAUGGGCUGUGCCGCUGAAGUGAACAAAGCAGUUGAACCUUUCAACAUGAAACUUAAAGCUCUGGUCAGAGAGUUCAACACUAACUUCGGCGAUACUAAGUUCACUUUUGUUGAUAUGUACUCCGGGCAAACUCCUCUUGCGUAUGCUUCCUUAGGGUUUGCUGUAACACAAAAGAGUUGUUGUACCGUCGAAUCAGGGGAAGAGCUAUGUGCGGCGGAUAAACCGGUUUGUGCGUUUCGAAACCGGUACGUGUACUGGGACAGUGUCCACAGCACUGAGAGGGCCAACAUGUUUCUGGCAAAGGCUGCUUUUGCCGGAAUCGUUGCUUUUCCUUACAGCCUUGCCUUGCUUGGAACAGUAUAGGGAUAAUAUAUACUCGAAACCAUUCAUUUUCUUUUGUUGAUAUAUAUAUAAGGGAUAUUUGUUUUUAACUUAAUUGUCCCUUUAUUUAACAAGGAAACUUUGUUUCAUUAAAAAAAAAACUCUUAAAUAUUAAUUUACGAACAAAAAUAUGUCCGUCACUCA
Molecule: messenger RNA, 1257 nt
Organism: Raphanus sativus (radish)
Lineage: Eukaryota; Viridiplantae; Streptophyta; Magnoliopsida; Brassicales; Brassicaceae
Product: GDSL esterase/lipase At2g19050-like
Exons: 5
Coding region: 52-1095 (347 amino acids)
Molecular function (GO): hydrolase activity, acting on ester bonds
Source: RefSeq, a predicted model, not a curated record